GGCGUCCCGGAAGUUGGAGGGCGUGUCCUGCUAGUUUGGCUUCCUCAACAUGGCGGCGCCCUUGUGUGUGGAGGUGGAGUUCGGAGGUGGUGCGGAGCUCCUGUUUGAUGGAGUGAAAAAACAUCAAGUCACCUUGCCUGAGCAAGAGGGACCCUGGGACAUCCGGAACCUCCUUGUCUGGAUCAAGAAGAACUUGCUAAAAGAGCGGCCAGAGCUGUUCAUCCAGGGAGAGAGUGUGCGGCCAGGAAUUCUGGUGCUGAUUAACGAUGCCGACUGGGAACUGCUGGGGGAGCUGGACUACCAGCUGCAGGACCAGGACAGCAUCCUCUUCAUCUCCACACUGCACGGCGGCUGAGGGCUCCUCUGUGAGCCCAGGCACCUUUGUGAGGGGAGCACAGGACAACCACACCUCUCCUUGGGCCCUGCUUCCAGGUCCUCAGUCCCCUUGGCUGCCUCCUUCUCUGCUGUACCCCUGAGCUCCCUCUAGGCAGGGAAAAGAGGCCAGGUGCUAAAAAUGAGCCUUUCUGGACAAGGCACGUGAGCAGGGAGGGAGAGCAGACGCCUGAGCCCAGCACUCCUUCCCGCAGAGGUGGGGGAGGGUGCUCCUGUAAUAUGUCAGGAGUGGAGGGGGCUCUAUGCCCAGGUGACCCAGCUGCUUGCCACUCCUAUGUCUUGGUAUAUCUAAGCACUGAGUGACUGCCUUGCCACUCCUGUGUCUUGGUAUCUAAGUGUAUCAAGUGUAUCUAAGCACUGAGUGACUGCCUGAAAGGCAUCUUCAUGGGGAAGAUGGAUGGACUGGAGUAACUGAUGAGAAGCCCCUCUCUUGCCAAAGAUUAGAGGGGCCUCCGCCUCAGUUUCCCCAUCUGGACACUGAAGACUCUGCUUGUCCCCCACUGAUGUCAUUAUGGAACCCCAGCUGGGGUCCCCUAUUCACUGCUCACCUCCCUCCCUCCACCCAGCAGCUGCUCUCCUAGCCACACCCCUCCCCCCAGCCCUUGACCCUGGCUGGCCUCCCCCCUACAUAGGCUACCAGAUGGGCUCCUGAGACACUCUCCAGACUGCCUACAACUCAUUCUGCUAGGGAGAGAAUGUAGGGAAGUAACCUAACCUUAGACAGCAGGCAGGGCCUCCAUGUGUAUAUAACUCCUAGCUUCCUAAAACAAGCAAGGUUUGAAUGUGCAGCACCUGGUAGAUAGAGGAUUGUGCUCCCCUUUCCUCCAUCCCUUCUGGAAAUCUGGGGACCUUGUGCCUACAGCAGCUGGCCUUGGGCAAAUAAAGAGACUAGGUUUUUUACUA
Alexandromys fortis (reed vole) is the source of this 1296-nucleotide messenger RNA. It is a transcript of the gene Urm1, whose product is annotated as ubiquitin related modifier 1. Gene Ontology annotation, biological process: tRNA thio-modification; protein urmylation. Gene Ontology annotation, molecular function: protein tag activity. The record is from RefSeq and is a predicted model, not a curated record. NCBI's taxonomy places the organism in Eukaryota, Metazoa, Chordata, Mammalia, Rodentia, Cricetidae. Bases 50 to 355 code for a protein of 101 amino acids. The transcript has 5 exons. Gene Ontology annotation, cellular component: nucleus; cytoplasm.